AUGCCAUCAUCAUUAAAUUUUUCGGUGGAAAAUUUAAUUAGUAAUCAUCAUUAUCAUUAUCAUCAUCGUCACAAUCAUCACCAUUAUCGUCAUCAUCACCAUCAACAUCACUAUCAUCAUCAUCACCAACAACAACAACAACAACGAGAAAUAUAUUCUAGUGAGCGUAGCUCAGAUCAAACAUCCGAAGCUGAUAUUAUUUCACAUCCAAAAAUCCUAUCAUCCAAUGAGGAUGUUAUUUCACCAGCAUUUACUGCUACCCUCAAUAAGCUAUCAUCUGUUCAACUUAAAAGUUCUACGUUGAAUCAACAUUUUUCGAAUGUAAAAUCAACCGAAUCCCAUGAACAUUCAACUGAAUUAGCUACAAGUCCAAAUGAAUGCAUACCGGGAACAAGUCGAGAAUUAUUUUUACCAAAUAUAAUAGCUAAUCAGAGUUACAAAUCUGAUUAUCAAACUGUUACAAGAAAUAAAAACAACAACAACAACAACAACAAUAACAACAACAAUAAUAACAAUAGUAAUAAUAAUAGUACUAAUAAUUGUAAUAGUAAUAAUAAUUCAAUUUCGCCAACAUCUUGCCAUCCGAUUGUAUGCUUAUCAGCGCCAAUUCCACAAACGCUAUCCUAUUUUGAUGUUUUACUCCCACAUAUUCAGAUGGCAUCAACAAAUCCUUUUAUUAUGGGUGUCAAUGAUAACGAUAUCUGUCAUAAUCAACAAAAAUUAUGGUCACAACAAUGGAUUGAACUUAUUCAACAAUCUGGUUAUCGACAUUUUGAUGAAACUACCGCUGGCCUCUUUUUACAACCGUUUCGAAAGAAUAAAAGAAUUCGUACCGCUUUUUCACCCCAACAAUUGGUUGAACUUGAAAAAGCAUUCGAAUUAAAUCAUUAUGUGAUUGGAAAUGAACGUCGAGAAUUAGCAACCAGUCUUUCACUUACCGAAACACAGGUUAAAGUAUGGUUCCAGAAUCGUCGUACCAAACAUAAGCGAGUUAAAUUAGAUUCCGGAAAAGCAACAAAUUCGAAAGGCACUGAAUGA
Molecule: messenger RNA, 1038 nt
Organism: Cercopithifilaria johnstoni
Lineage: Eukaryota; Metazoa; Nematoda; Chromadorea; Rhabditida; Onchocercidae
Source: the annotation of a GenBank genome assembly